Messenger RNA from Aspergillus alliaceus, 1581 nucleotides. RefSeq names its product alpha/beta fold hydrolase. The coding region runs from base 1 to 1581 and encodes 526 amino acids. The transcript has 2 exons. The record is from RefSeq and is a predicted model, not a curated record. Lineage: Eukaryota; Fungi; Ascomycota; Eurotiomycetes; Eurotiales; Aspergillaceae.
AUGAUAGGAAAGUCUAUCUCGGCGUAUAUCUUUAUUCGAUUUAUUAUCCUCUGCCUCCGUUCUGUCAUUUUUAUGAGUCUGUCUUAUUCAAUGUGGCUCGUGUUCUCGCCUUGUUUGGCGGUCUUCCACCCAGUACAUGUUCCCUUGCCAAUUGAUAUAUAUCUCCGAGCGGAAGCAGCCUUCCUCAUCCUUUUUUUCGUACCGUAUAGAUACUUUUUACAGCAUUCAACCUACCAUGUUAAGCCCCUACCUCUAAUAGAGAGACGACACUUAUUCAACUGUUGCAUGAGUAAUGUGACUGAGCCAGAAGUGUACUUGCAGCGGUGGUUCAACAAUGCAAAGCGCGAAGAAAUUAAAAGGGAUAACUUGAAGGACUUCAUCAGAUGGGCCUUUUUCAACGACAACCAGACAGAUGGACAGACUGAGGAAAUCGAGAUUUACACAGCACAGAUGGAAAAGCUUCUCAAGAGGGAGCUGCCGUUAGGGAAAGGUAGUGCGGAGCAUAUGGGACGAAAAGUAAGCCGAGGGCAUUGCUCUCAUCGCAGCAUUCUGUGGUAUCUUUGUAUCUUCAUGGUUGAUGCAGUUACAAUUUGCUUAAUGAAGUAUAAUGGAUUCCAUUUCCAUCGCACUUCGCGCAUGCGAAUUUUUACGCUCUUCCCCCCUCGACCGUUUACAUUGUUGGCCUCUGGUAGAUCGCCGGCGACCCACCUUACUUAUUGGUUCAGAAAACACACAGCAAAGAACAGGUUACCGGUACUGUUCCUGCAUGGAAUCGGAGUCGGAUUGUACCCCUACACUAGUUUCUUACAUGAAUUAACCACUCAUACGCAGCAUGAAACAGAUGAUGGUGAGAUUGGUGUCAUCGCCCUGGAGAUCAUGCCUGUCAGCUCGCGAAUUACUCACCCAGCACUCAGCAAAGACGACAUGGUAUCGGAGAUCCAUUCAAUUGUAGAACACCAUAGAUGGGGACGCUUUGUUUUGGUCUCUCAUUCCUACGGCUCCAUAAUCGCGACCCAUGUCAUAAAAUCCCCAGUUACCGCCACACUCGCUGGUCCUCUUGUUUUCAUAGAUCCCAUCUGCUUUCUCCUCCAUCUACCCGAGGUGACCUAUAACUUCCUAGUCCGCAAGCCAGUUCACGCAAAUGAACAUCAAUUGUAUUACUUUGCAAGCAGCGAUAUUGGUGUUGCAGACACUCUGGCUAAGCACUUUUGCUGGAGUGAGAGCAUACUAUGGAAGAAAGACCUUAUGAUCGAGGAGCAAGGCAAUUGGCAAAGUCAAAGAGAUACUAUCGUUGUGUUAAGUGGUCGGGAUUUGAUCGUAGAUACGCAGGCUGUCAGGAAAUAUCUCCUCAACAGUCUUGUGUCAAGAAAAAUGGUCACAAAUGGCGAGAAGGCACUAAUAGGGCGACCUGAGGCUCCCAACGUUCAAAUGCGAGCUGGGCAAUGGAAGCCGCCACGGAUAGAAGUUAUCUGGUAUGAGAUGUUGGAUCAUGCGCAGGUGUUUGAUAACCAAGAAACGAGGAAGCCCAUUGUUACAGCCAUCAAGAAGUACGCUGCCAAGUACAGAGUACCGAGAGGAUGA